Messenger RNA from Sungouiella intermedia, 489 nucleotides. Lineage: Eukaryota; Fungi; Ascomycota; Pichiomycetes; Serinales; Metschnikowiaceae. The record is from the annotation of a GenBank genome assembly.
AUGAAGUUCAUCAACGCUCUUUUGCUUUCUCUUGCCGCUUCGGUUGUCUCCGCUGCUCCUGCUGCUACUCCAGUGGAUGAUGGCUCUGUCUCAGUUCCAACCGAAGCCAUCUUGGGCAGAAUCGAUCUUAACCCAGAAGAAUUUCCCUAUAUUGUAUCUGACGGUGAAAAUACCUCAAUUGUGUUAUUCAACACCACAAUCUUGGACGAGGCAUACUCUGGCGUUACGAAGAGAGACGCUGAGCCAUGGGGAUGGAUCAAGUUCUUCCCCGGCCAGCCAAUUGGAAAGAGAGAGGCCGAUGCUUCUCCUUGGGGAUGGAUUAAGUUUUUCCCUGGCCAACCUAUUGGCAAGAGGGAUGCUGAAGCUGAGCCUUGGGGCUGGAUUAAAUUCUUCCCAGGUCAACCAAUUGGUAAGAGGGAUGCUGAGGCCGAACCAUGGGGCUGGAUCAAGUUUUUCCCUGGUCAGCCAAUCGGCAAAAGAGAGGACUAG